AUGGCGGCAACGGCAACGGCGCGCCGCUUCCACGAUUCCUCCAGCUCCAGUGACCCCGCUGCCGCCGCCACCUCCCCGCCGCUGCCGGCCCCGCUCCCCGACCUCGGCGUGGCCCUCUCCGCCGCCGACCUCCGCGCCACCGCCUACGAGCUGCUCGUGGCUGCCUCCCGGGCCACCGGCGCUAGGCCCCUCACCUACAUUCCUCAGCCCGCGACGGCGGCGUCUGGCAAGCUCAAGGGCACCUUCGGCCUCGGGUCCUCGCCGCCGUCCAAGGUCGGGAGGGCGGCGGUGCUGGAGCUGGUGCGGGUGCGGAUGGGGGUCACGGAGCAGGCCGACGCCAGGAUCCGCCGGGUGCUGCUCCGCGUCGCCGCCGGGCAGCUUGGCACACCUGCAAAAUCUAUGGUUUUGCCCUUAGAGUUCCUGCAGAAGUGUAAAGCAUCAGAUUUCCCUGACCCUCUAGAGUACGAGGCUUGGCAGACUAGGAAUUUCAAGCUUCUCGAGGCUGGUGUGCUGGUUCACCCACUUAUUCCUUUAAAGAAAUCAGACAUUUCUGCGAAGAGAAUGCGGCGAAUAAUACAUGAAGCAUAUGCUGGGAAAGUUGAAACUGGGAGGAAUUCAGAAUCCAUGCAAAGACUGCACAGCGCUGUCAUGUCCCUUGCGUGUAGAUCCCUUUGUGAAACUUCCGAUGAGUGUCAUUGGGCAGAUGGUUUCCCCUUUAAUCUCCAUAUCUACAAAAUGUUGAUAGAAGCUUGCUUUGAUGUUGAGGAAGGCACUGUAGUAGAUGAGAUUGAUGAAAUUAUGGAGCUGUUGAAGAAGACUUGGCCUGUUUUUGGAAUCACUCAAAUGCUCCACAACAUUUACUUUACCUGGGCAUUGUUCAACCAUUUUGUCAUGUUGGGUCAAGCAGAUAAUGGGUUGCUUUCUGCUAUGGAGAAUCUAUUAGUUGAAGUUGCAGAAGAUGCUAAAAUAACAAAAGAUCCAGAUUAUUGUGAUGUAUUGAGCUCCACUUUAAGCUCAAUAAUGGGAUGGGAAGAGAAAAGACUGCUUGCAUACCAUGAAACUUUCAAUACUAGUAAUAUUUAUUCCAUGCAAUAUAUUGUUUCAAUAGGAAUCUCUGCUGCAAAGAUUCUUCUUGAAGAUGUAUCUUAUGAAUACCAUAGUGGAACAAACAGAGAUAUUGAUGUGGUGCGCAGCAGGAUUGAAACAUAUAUAAAAUCAUCACUCCGCAAAGCAUUUGCUCAAAAAAUGGAAGAGGCAGAUUCAAAUCGGUCAUCCAUAAACUGUACACCUGUUCUGUCAAUUCUUGCAAAGGAAACAACUGAGCUCGCUAUUAAGGAGAAAAAUGUAUACAGUCCAAUACUGAAGAAAUGGCACCCCUUUGCUGCAGGUGUUGCUGUUGCAACCCUUCAUGGUUGCUUUGGAAAUGAGCUGAAAAAAUUUAUAGUUGGGCUUACAGAGCUCACACCAGAUACAGCUCAAGUGCUUAAGGCGGCUGACAAGUUAGAAAAGGAUCUAGUUCAUAUUGCUCUUGAAGAUUCUAUGGACGGUGAUGAUAGAGGCAAGUCAUUGGUAAGACAAAUGCCACCUUAUGAAACUGGAACUGUAAUGGCUAAUCUGGUGAAAGCAUGGGGAAGAGAACAACUAGACAAGCUUAAGAUUUGGGCUGACCAGAACCUACAACAAGAGACUUGGAACCCAAAGGAUAAUAACAGGGACAGUUUUGCUCCCUCUUCUGUGGAGAUGCUGCACAUAAUUGAGGAAACUUUGGAUGCAUUUUUCCAUUUGUCGAUACCAAUCCACGCUACUCUGUUUGCUGAUCUGACAGCUGGACUCGAUAAAUGUCUACAUUAUUAUGUCUCUAAAGUGAAAACAGGCUGUGGAACUCGGAGUACUCUUUUUCCUCAGCUACCUCAUCUGACAAGGUGUGACGUUGGUUCCAAGUUAUUCAAGAAAAACGAAAAACCACAGUUUCUUAUGAAGCGAGGAUCACAAGUUGGAUCAACAACGAGCCUUCAUGGACUAUGUUUACGAAUAAAUACCAUUUACUACAUCCAAACUGAGCUAGAAAACCUGCAUAUGAAGAUGAAAGAAUGCCUGCAGAAUGUUGAGUUGGCUCAGCCUGAUAUUGCUGAUGGUCUGAACAUAAACUUUGGGCUAUCCCAGGCAGCUUGCCAAGAAGGAAUUCGACAGCUGUGUGAGACAACUGCAUAUAUGGUGAUGUUCAAUGAUCUGAGUCACGUUCUCCUGGAUACUCUCUAUGUUGGGGGCCCUGCAUCAAACAGGAUACUGCCUUUGUUAAAAGAGCUUGGUCCUAUCCUUAGGAUUAUAUCUGCCACAGUGCACAAUAAAGUGCAAAAUCGUCUCAUAACUGCACUGAUGAAAGCCUCUUUUGAUGGCUUUUUGUUGGUGCUUCUUGCUGGUGGACCAAUGCGUGCCUUCAGCUGUCAGGACUAUCAGGCAAUAGAGGACGAUUUCCGAGCCCUAAGAGGCUUAUAUUUAUCGUAUUGUGAUGGGCUACCUGAGGAAUUAGUUGGCAAGGCUUCCUCAGAAGUGAAGAACAUUCUGCCACUCCUACGGACAGACACCGAUACCCUCAUUGAACGGUUCAAGCAGCUAAUUUCUGAAUCUUAUGAACCUACAGCCAAUUCUAGGUUCCCGAUGCCUCCUGUACCUGCUCGUUGGAGUCCAGAUAACCCCAACACAAUAUUGCGUGUAUUAUGCUAUCGAAAUGAUGAGACAGCUACAAAGUUUCUCAAGAAAACAUAUGAUCUGCCAAAGACGCUUUGA
Messenger RNA from Miscanthus lutarioriparius, 2787 nucleotides. Lineage: Eukaryota; Viridiplantae; Streptophyta; Magnoliopsida; Poales; Poaceae. The record is from the annotation of a GenBank genome assembly.